UUGAUUGGGUCUCCGUGCUCCAUUCCAGUGAUUCUCCAAACUCCGCUCCGGGUUUUGCUCUCUCUUUCGCCCUCUCUCUCUCUUCCUGCUCUAUACAUCGCGUAUCCUCACUCCUGCAUUGCUGUAGCAGCAGAUGUGCACGCGCUCAAGCCCGUAUCCAGCGAUCUCUUUAUACCGGAGCAACUAAUUCUGCAGCGGAGAGUAAAAAGACGGACGUUUGCUUUUUAUUCUCUCUCUCUAUCUCUCUUUCUUCACGCGUCUGGAGUGUGUGUGCAUGUGUGUGCGUCCCUUUGCAUGCGUGUGUGUGAGUGAGUGUGUUUGAGCUGAAGAAAUUAGAGCCGCGUCUUUAUUUACCACACCUGUGAUGCGCUGCUGUCUCUGAGCAACCAAGACGCGCUGAUGGCAAAGGUACAGCGGAGGAUUCGUGUUGAAGAGGACUUAUAAAUGCGCUCAUCGCUCUGAUAUUACCAAACCUGAGCCUGGACAAGACCGCAGAUACUCAUUUUACAGACUUAAACUUGAAGCAGAAGGUGAUAAAGAUGCCGUUACACCUGAGUCCCUUUGUCCGCUGGAGAUCCGGGGUUGUACUCACAUGGAUCUGCUUCUUCUUUUCUUCGGGAUUUACCUUCGCUGGUGGAGAACAUGCAGCUACCGUCACGCAUCCACUUCCUGUGGCCUUCUCGGACCAGCUGCCUCACUUCCUGAUUGAGCCGGAUGAUGUUUAUAUAGUGAAGAAUAAGCCGGUGACUCUGACCUGCCGCUCCACACCCGCCACACAGAUCUACUUCAAGUGCAAUGGAGAGUGGGUUCAUCAGGACCAGCACCUGAUCGACAGAGACGUUGAUCCUGCUACAGGGCUGCCGGUGAUGCAGGUAAAGAUCGACAUCUCCAGACAGCAGGUGGAGAAGAUCUUCGGUCUGGAGGAUUACUGGUGUCAGUGUGUGGCCUGGAGCACUACAGGAACCCAGAAGAGCCAAAAGGCUUUCGUGCGCAUCGCCUAUCUGAGGAAGAACUUUGAGGAGGAGCCUCUUGGUAAGGAAGUUGCUCUGGAUCAGGAGCUCCUCCUGCGCUGUCAUCCUCCUGAAGGUGUUCCUCCAGCAGAGGUGGAGUGGCAGAGGAACGAGGAGCUGAUCGACCCCAAGACUGACCCCAAUUUCUUCAUCACCACAGACCAUAAUCUGAUCAUCAAACAGACCCGUCUGGCCGACACCGGCAACUACACCUGCGUGGCCAAGAACAUUGUGGCCCGACGCAAAAGCUCCUCGGCCACUGUCAUUGUCUACGUGAACGGUGGCUGGUCCACGUGGGCCACGUGGUCGUCCUGCAGUGCUGUGUGUGGGCGCGGGUGGCAGAAGAGGAGCCGCAGUUGCACCAACCCCACACCCCUGAACGGCGGGACGUCCUGCGAGGGCCAGAGCCUCCAGAAAAGCGCCUGCACUGCCACCUGUCCAGUGGAUGGAGGCUGGAGUGAGUGGAGUAAAUGGUCUCCAUGUGGAGCCGACUGCAGUAUGUGGAGGAGCAGGGAAUGCACACAACCAACACCCGGCACCGGUGGGAAAGACUGCCAGGGCCUGGAUCUGCAGUCACUGAACUGUACCAGCGAACAAUGCCCGCAGACGGCGUCGGGUGCGGAGGACGUGGCUCUGUAUGUGGGUAUGGUGACGGUGGCUCUGUGUCUGGCUCUGCUGCUGGUGGUUCUGGUUUUGGUUUACCGCAGGAAGAAGGAGGGUUUGGAUGCAGACGUGGCCGACUCCUCCAUCCUCACCACCGGCUUCCAGCCCAUGGGCAUCAAGCCCUCCAAGCCAGGUGUGUGGGCACCGCGUAGAGCCGCCCGCUGCAAAAACUCUCACCUUCUGACCAUCCAGCCGGAUUUGACCACCAGCACCAGCAGUUAUCAGGGCUCGCUGCGCUCUCGGCACGAGGUUUCUAGUAAAUUCUCCAUGAGUAACGGCCCGCUGCUGGAUCCGCUGCCGAACGGAUCACACACACUGCACAACGGCAAACUCAGCAGCGAUGCAGAUGACUUCAUGAGCAGACUUUCCUCGCAGACUUACUUGAAGACGCUUCCCAGAGAAAACGGAAACACCUCGUACGGCACUUUCAACUUCCUGGGCGGACGACUGACGCUGCCCAACACGGGAAUCAGCCUGCUCAUCCCGCCAGAGGCCAUUCCCAGAGGCAAGAUUUACGAGAUUUACCUCACUAUUCAGAAGAAGGAAGACAUGAGGCUGCCGCUGGCGGGCUGUCAGACGCUGCUGAGCCCCGUGGUGAGCUGCGGACCGCCCGGCGUCAUGCUCACCCGGCCCGUCAUCCUCUGCAUGGACCACUGCUCAGAUGCCUGCCUGGAGAACUGGGCCAUCCGGCUUAAGAAGCAGUCGUAUGAGGGCACCUGGGAGGAUGUUCUUCUGCUGGGUGAAGACUUGCUGUCGGAGCCGUAUUACUGCCAGCUGGAGGCAGAGACGUGUCGGGUGUUCACCGAGCAGCUGGGUCGCUUUGCUCUGGUCGGGGAGUCGCUCAGUAUGGCUGCUGCUAAACGGCUGAAACUGCUGCUGUUCGCUCCGGCCUACUGCUCCACGCUGGAGUACAACAUCCGCGUCUACUGCACUGACGACACACAGGACCUGCUCAAGGAGGUGAUGCAGAUGGAGAGACAGCUGGGAGGUCGACUGAUCGACGAGCCGCACGUCCUGCUCUUCAAAGACAGCUAUCAUAACCUGCGUCUGUCCAUCCAUGACAUGCCACACACACACUGGAGGAGCAAACUACUGGCCGGAUACCAGGAGAUCCCGUUCUACCACAUCUGGAGUGGUUCUCAGAGGACUCUUCACUGCAGCUUCACCCUGGAGAGGCAGAGUCUGAGCACCAGUGAUCUGUCCUGCACGCUGUGUGUGUGGCAGGUGGAGGGAGAAGGACAGAGCUUCAGCCUCGACUUCAACAUCGCUAAGGACAUCAGACCUCUGGACUCAGACUUCCUGCUGCUGGAGAACUGCAGCCCGGCACUGGCCGGCCCAAGCGCUUUCCAGAUCCCCUACCUGAUCCGACAGAAGAUCUGCAGCAGUCUGGACGCCCCCUGCCCAAACGGAGCCGACUGGAGACUGCUGGCCCAGAGACUCAAGCUGGACAGGCACAUGAGUUUCUUCGCAUCCAAAUCGAGCCCCACAUCAGUGAUUCUGGACUUAUGGGAAACGCAGCAUUUCCACAGCGGCAAUCUGAACCAGCUGGCGGCGGUGAUGGCGGAGAUCGGCAAACAGGAGGCCAUGAUAUUCCUGGUGUCAGACGGAGAGUGCUGACGCUUUCAGAGAAACACCACCAACAGGGUUUAUCCAGCGGGAAACACACAACAAAACCUGGCCGGCCUUCUAGACGUACUGUGACUGAGACACACACACAAACACACACGGCCCUUUCCAAAACACCUGUAUAGUAAAAACCCCCGAAUCUGUGACCAACACGUCCUUUUCUGACCGUCCGCAUCUUAAUGUCAGACUGCAAACUAAAGCGUAGGAAUAUUUUGCCAACAGAUUCAGAUUUGAGACAUGCAUUUUGUAAAUGUUGCGCCAUUUAGCAAUAUGCAAACACGCGUAUCGAUGACAAUUUCCUUUGGCCGACACGUUAUUUCCUCUUACCUCACAAAAGCAUUUAAGAAUUCGCUCAAUUUCAGGACGGAAAGCAUUGUUUGUUUGGGUAGAGCCAUCGCUUGUGCACUCAACAGUGUGUUCAAAAACCCAUGAAGCCAUAAAGUCCAAAUUCACUUCGAUGCAAAGAAAAGAAAAGGAGCGGCGAGACGAGCGAUCAGGGACGUUUUCUCAUCGCUUUUGCAGCAGAAAAUAAACGGGGUCAGAUCGCUUUUUUUUUUUUUUUUUUACGCAUCAAUGAGAAAACCCCCCCCCGUCCCAUUUUGGUGGAGUUUUGAGAACACACGUGGUUUAUACGCAGAAAAUGCAACACUACCAAAUGUCUGAUUGCGUUUCUCCUUCAUAUUCGAUGAAUCUGUUUCUCUGAAAGCCAUUUUGCCUUCGGGGCAGAUUUUUAAUCUUCUAGGAAAGGAUGUUUUCUUCCCUUCCCUUAAAAGCAAACGUCCAUCAGCGGUGUGCGAUGUUCAUCAUGUGGGGUAAUACAGCCAUCGGUGUUUUAUCGAUGUGCAAGCGAACACAAUGUGGUAGGAAACUAUGGAGACAGAUUAGACUCAAUAAUAAUUCACGCAAAAGACACGAUGUACACAUGCGUA
Molecule: messenger RNA, 4228 nt
Organism: Danio rerio (zebrafish)
Lineage: Eukaryota; Metazoa; Chordata; Actinopteri; Cypriniformes; Danionidae
Source: RefSeq, a predicted model, not a curated record